UCCAAAGCUUCUCCGGAAUCCCCACAUAGAUUGAUUUUCUAAUCGCCUGGUUUGAAAAAGGGCUUUACAUUACCUACCUCCUACCUACCUACCUAUCUAGUAAUUCCAACCAAACGUUUUCAUUCUCCUUCUCAUUGUCUCUUUACAUCAUCAUAGCAUUUAUCCCCAUUCCCAGAAGAAAGAUCAUGGCCGAUGUUCGCUCAUUACUCCGCAAUGAGCUCGCCACCCGCAAGGGCUCCUCUCAGACAGGGAGCACGGGCAACCGUGUAACCAAGAAAAGAAAGGUAGAUCCCGCAGACGACCCGAUGCGCAAGAGGAUCAGGCCGGCCGGCGCAGAAUCCAAUUCCGCGGCGGGGCAUAUGACGAUACAGCCACCGAGCGCGACGGCCAUCGAAGAGGAACAUGAGGAGGAGGAGCUCGAACAAUUAGACGAGGAAGUCGCCGGUCCCGAAGCCCCGUCAGACGCUCCCAUCGAGCACGACUCCUCCGAGCCGGCGGGACAACCUUCAGAAACCCCUGCUGGGACAGCCCCAGUACCACUUCCUCAAACCGUGGAUGAGGAUGAGUGGGCGGCCUUUGAGCGCGAGGUGGUGGCACCAACGCGCAUGCCACACCGGCCCGCGGCGCUGAACGCGACGGCAACCAUCUCAGCCGCGCCCCUCACCGCGGAAGAGAUCGCUGCACAGCAACAGCGCGAAUCCGAGACGAUAAGCAAGAACCGCGAGGUGGAGGCGGAAGGGGAGCGCGAGGAUGCGGCGCGCUUCAUGGAGAACGAGUUCGAUGAGAUGGAACAGCUAGAGGAGCGUCUCAAGCGCCUCAAACAGAAACGCGAAGAGCUGCGGCAACUUAGACCUACCGAGGAUGCAGCAGUGCAGGACAUGGAUAAGUCUCCAUCCGCUACCCCUGCGCCGCAGGAUGAGCUGGGCCACGCUGGACGCCGUCACGAGAAUGGAGAUGAACAGGAUGACGAUGAUGAUGACGACGAUGACGAUGACGAUGAUGAUUGGGACAACUGGAGGUUCCGGUAAUUGUUAGGGUCAAGGUUCAGGCGUGGGACACAAACAAACGGCGUCAUUUCACAGAGGGAGGUCCAGAACUUUUCUAAAAACUUACAAUGAUACCCCAUGAGCUAUGUGCGAUCAGACAAAAUUGCUACUAAUCAUCUUAAUUCGCCACAGUGUUGGCAACGCGAGUGCUGUCCUGCUAGCUUACUUGCUCUUUCAUACCUCCACACCUGCGCUUGCUUGUGUGGCGGGGCAUAUUACGCCCGCAUAGCUGAAUCAUAAGCAUUGUGUGAUUGAUCCUUUAAAUAGAGACAGAAAUGGUUCAACAUGUAUCUUACACUCAUCUAAAAUCAUGUACCCUAUACAUGAAAUGCACUUCCCAAAUGCUCC
Aspergillus fijiensis CBS 313.89 is the source of this 1394-nucleotide messenger RNA. RefSeq lists its product as uncharacterized. The transcript has a single exon. Lineage: Eukaryota; Fungi; Ascomycota; Eurotiomycetes; Eurotiales; Aspergillaceae. The coding region runs from base 186 to 1028 and encodes 280 amino acids. The record is from RefSeq and is a predicted model, not a curated record.